This is a messenger RNA of Bufo bufo (common toad), 1424 nucleotides long. RefSeq names its product elongator acetyltransferase complex subunit 4 (gene ELP4). Gene Ontology annotation, biological process: tRNA wobble uridine modification. The coding region runs from base 23 to 1243 and encodes 406 amino acids. Lineage: Eukaryota; Metazoa; Chordata; Amphibia; Anura; Bufonidae. The transcript is spliced from 10 exons. Gene Ontology annotation, cellular component: cytoplasm; transcription elongation factor complex; elongator holoenzyme complex. The record is from RefSeq and is a predicted model, not a curated record.
CGUUGUUGACGGGUGAAGCAAGAUGGCUGCGCCCGGUUAUCGAGGCGUGAGUGAUGGAGCCAGGGCUGAGACGAGCUUUCGGAGAAAGGUGCGGGGAAAGCUCCCGGCCAUCAGCGGGACCCGGCCCUCCGUGCACAAUGGGCAGCUCCUCGUCUCCACCGGCGUGCCCUCUCUGGAUCACAUCCUAGGCGGUGGUCUUGCUGUGGGGACACUACUCCUAAUAGAGGAGGACACCUACAGCACUUACUCCAACCUUCUGCUCAAGUAUUUCCUGGCGGAAGGAAUAAUCUGCGGACAUGAGGUCUUUGUCGCGUCUGCCAGUGAUAGUCCACACAAAAUCUUAAAGGACCUUCCAGCACCUCUUACAGAUGAAAUACCACGGCAGGACGAUAAAGCAAGGGUCACAGAAGGUCCCAGAUCAGCAGAAGACACAAUGAAGAUAGCAUGGCGCUACCAGAACCUGCCAAAAUUGGAGUCUGUUUCUUUAUCCUCAUCAAGAUUUGGCCAUUAUUACGAUAUAUCUAAAAGUAUAUCUCCAGAUCUGCUGCAAUCUGCCAAGACACACAGCUACUACCUUCCCAGUAUUAUACCUCUGGAUGGAACGUACGGCUCUUCCAAUGAGAUGGCCUGCGACUACCUCCAGCUUCUCCAGUCUAUCCAAGGCGUUGUACACCAGGGUGGCUUUGACGGAUCCAUCCCCCAGCAGAAAGGGCAGAAGAACAUUCUGCGGAUCGGAAUUCAGUCUCUGGCGUCGGUGCUGUGGGGCGACGAUGUCUGUACUCAGGAGCAGCCUCACAAUCUCCACAGCUUGACUCGUUUUUUGUAUGCCCUCCGAGGUCUCUUGCGGUCCUCGCUGUCGGUGUGCGUCAUCACAGUACCUACACAUCUCAUCCAGAAUAAAGCAAUUAUUGCACGUGUGAGAAACUUGUCAGAUACGGUAGUUGGCCUUGAAUCAUUUAUCGGCUCGGAGAGGGAAUCCAAUCCAUUAUACAAAGACUAUCAUGGUUUAUUUCUUGUUCACAAGAUUCCUCGACUCAACAGUUUGAUUUCUGAAGGGCCCGACACCAAGGACCUGGCUUUUAAGUUAAAAAGAAAGAUGUUCAGCCUCGAGAGACUACAUUUGCCUCCAGACUUGUCAGACACAGUGAGUCGUUCAAGCAAACAGGAUCUGGCAGGGUCGACCAAACUGCUGAGCUCAGGAUGUGGCUCUGCCGCCGCAGGCAAGAAGCACCUGGACUUCUAGUGAUUUCUACUAAGCAGAUAUGUUCACAAACCCUGGCGCCCAAAUGGGGCACCAUCAUCAUCAACAUUAUGCAUUUUUAUAUAACUAUUAAAAUAGUAUUCGCAUAACUGGCCUGAGUCUCUCUUUUAAGAGUUACAAGAAUAUGUAAGAGGUUUGUAUAUUAUUUUUUUAUCAUCAUUUU